UCGAACGCGCCGCUGCUCAGCGAUUUCGAAUUGGCGCGAAAGCAAGCAAUAAAAAAAAUAUACACAAUACAAAUUUACAAGUUUCUCACAUAUAGUAUACGGGCUCAAAUAUUUACGUGCUGCAACGGGUUCGUCGGCAAAUGGAAGUGCGUAAAAAAUAAAGAGCAAUUAAGCAAAGUAACCAUAAAAUGCAACACACCUUAAAAUAUCAUUGUGAUUUAUAAACUAACAAUUUAAACAGUGCCCAAUUAAUGUUUACAAAUUGCUGUUUAAGCUGUGGAAUGUUAAUUGAGAGUGUUACCAAUUUUAAAACCCGUUAAGUGUGAAAAAUUCCCUAAUGGAAAUGAAACGAAAAUCGCAAACAAUAUUUCCUGGAAACAAAAUCAAGAGCAAUCGAAACACACUCGGAAAUCAAUUAAUUUGCACAUAGGCACAUCUCAUAUUAAAUGAUAAUUUUGAAAACACGUAAAACACAAGACCUGAUGUGCACAUGAUGUGAUAUUUGCCAGAGCUGCGCCCAGUCAGCCGAUCUGCUAUAAAUAGUGCUUAUCCCGGCGAAAAUGUUAUAUCCAACCUGCUAAGUGGGAAGGCCAACACAAAAGUUAUCUAAGAUAAUCAUAGGAAGAUCAGAGAUCGGGCUUACGUGACGGAUUCAACAAUGCAUUUGAUCGGCAAUGAAAAGGAAAUGAAUGAAUGUCCCAGCAGUAGAACCAUCGAUCUGUCCGCCUCCAAAAAUUGCAGCACCUCGUCCACGGACUCUGGGGUUAUACUAAUUGAUAAUGUGGCAUCAUUCCGACCCGACAAGAAGACCAAAGAGGCGGCUGAGCCUCACAGCCAAUCAAAGGCGGAAGAGAAGAUGGAUGCGGCGGAUACGACGGAUUCCAAGCGUAUCAGCAUCGAACAUACUGUGAAUAUAACCAAGGCAGGAGGAAAGUCAUCAGCCUCGCCGACGGUCUCCAUACGGAGCACCACCAUAUCGGUGGUAUCCAUCGAUGAGAAUGCCAUCGAUUCCAGUUGUAUUGACAGUGAUUCGGAGGCCGAUCCGGAGGACUUUACGGUCCAGAAGCUGGGUCACCAGGUCACCUACCCGCCCCACAGUUCCCACCUGCGCGACCUCAAUCAGGGUCUGACGGUGCUAAGUCGCCAGGUGACGACGCCCAGUCAGUCGGAAGUGCCACCUCCCAAGCCCUUGGAGGCCGGCGUGGUGGCCAAACAGAUCCUCAAUGGUAAUUUGGCCCUGCCCACGCCCACAACACCGGGCGGAGGAGGAGCCACCCAAGGAAUUGGUAGCAUCGCAUUGAACAACUCCACGGAUGUGACCUUUGGUGAUAAACAUUUCUACGAGGGACCCGUCACGAUACAGCAGUUUCUCAUCGAUAACCGGGAAAAGUGGAAAUCGGGAGAGGGUCCAGGAGGUGGCCAGGAUAAUCCCGCCUUCAACGGAGAACCGACAGCCAAUGGCAAUGCACCGGGCUCAAAGCAUGAUGAUCCUGCACAGACGCCACCCUUCUGCCCGUUCCUGCCCAACACUGUUGGGCGCAAGGCCUUCACAAUAGCGGUGGCAUUCGUGUUGCUGACCACACUUCUGGUCAUUGUGCUGGGCACCACCACAAACCUCUUCGGCAAGACGUUGAACCAAAGUAAGCUCAGCGAUGUCGACGAUUCCAGACAAAAUAUUCCAAUCAAUUCAACAAUAGAUCGGGACAACAUAGGCGGUGGCUUGGUCCUGCGCUUCGUGGACCGCCAGGCGUGGCUUGCCCAGCCGCCGCAGAAGAAGAUUCCGGAUCUAGAGCAACCCGUGGGAUUGGUGAUUGUGAUGCCCACCAAUUCGGAUAAUUGCACCACGCAGGCGGCAUGCGUUUUCCGGGUGCGUCUCCGCCAGAGUUAUGACAUUGAGUCGGUGCAGGAGGACGACAUCGUGUUCAACUUCCUCAUUGGCGGCGAUGGCAACGUCUAUGUGGGACGGGGUUGGGAUCAGGUGGGCGCCCACAUGGCCGGCUACAAUUCGCGGAGCCUGAGUCUGGCCUUUAUUGGAUCCUUUCAAACACGAAAGCCAUCCCCCAAGCAGCUCAGCGUGACCCGUCUCCUGCUGGAGAAGGGCGUGGCUCUGGGCAAGAUUUCCCCUAGUUACCGGCUAACGGCGGCCAGCACCCUGGAACCAACUCUCACCACAUACAAGGCGGAUGCCCUCUACCAAAGCUUCGGCAACUGGACUCAUUGGUCGUGAAUAGUUUGUAAGAUCUGAAUCGAUGAGAUCGACUUGAUAUUUUAGCUUAGCUUCUUAUUCUCCUUCCCUUUUAAUGUGUGGCAUAUUCAAUUUAGCUAGAAUUACGAUUUGUUUGAAAAAAAUGUGAUAUUAAA
This is a messenger RNA of Drosophila serrata, 2361 nucleotides long. RefSeq names its product Peptidoglycan recognition protein LC. Gene Ontology annotation, biological process: peptidoglycan catabolic process. Gene Ontology annotation, molecular function: zinc ion binding; N-acetylmuramoyl-L-alanine amidase activity. The record is from RefSeq and is a predicted model, not a curated record. Lineage: Eukaryota; Metazoa; Arthropoda; Insecta; Diptera; Drosophilidae.